GAGAGGGCGUUUCGGCGCAUGCAUUCCACAGCGGAGCUUUGGUGUUCUGAAUUUAUACUGUUGGCUCAGGCCGUCUAGCUAGAGGAGGCGAAAUCUGCGGCAUGCUUUGUACAUCACUGGCUUUAGAUUGUUGUGUUUCGUUUUGGUCACGGUCCAGUUUCUCUGUCGCGAGGUGUGGAUUGGGACUUUGCUCAUAUUUGGCGGCGUAUAUAGUAAAUAUCAUGAUUACUCUCGAAAUAUCAGCACUCAGUUUCUUGACUGAUGACCUGACUUGGCCAUUGAGGCACUGCUAUCAGGGAGAUAACCUGGAACAUGUGGCUCUUCUCGAGCCCAUCGGAAAAUCCUAUUCUCCUCCUUUCACAUUCGAUGCUCUACGAAUACUACUCGGCGACUUUCUGGUUGUAUACCGUGGUCUCAGGAGAAGGAACGGCUUGAAAAGGAUGAGCGAUCACUCUCGAUGGGAAAUACAUUUUUAAUUCUCGACGAUACCGCGAUGUUUAGCCCUCACCCAUAUUGCAGUCCUCGACUUUGGCGAUCCCGCGCGGUUUCUCUUUCUGCCAAUUGUGUGGGUCCGGGGCGGGACUACCUAUUAUGGACUCGGACCCUCCAGCAAGAGAUUAGCGAAUACCGAAAGGUCGUGGCUUAUGUAA
Molecule: messenger RNA, 650 nt
Organism: Parathielavia appendiculata
Lineage: Eukaryota; Fungi; Ascomycota; Sordariomycetes; Sordariales; Chaetomiaceae
Exons: 1
Coding region: 102-476 (124 amino acids)
Source: RefSeq, a predicted model, not a curated record